CUACGACCUCGUUCUUCCUGUCAUUGCUUGGCGUAUUGCACCGUUCUGUCAAACUUGGAACAAAAAGGGGUGAAAGCCCGUGAGUUGCGAGCGAGUGAAAGUUUGUGUGCAGGGUGGGGCCUCUUUUGCAAAAAUUUCAUUGGUAUCGCGAUCGCCGAAGAAGAUGAAUUAAUCUAUCCGCAUCUGUCGCACCUAGUAUUGUUAAAUUAUACCCUUUACACGAUUAAUCGCCCGUGAAUUCGAUCGGCUUCGAGACAGCUGCGGAGAAAACAGCCAUGGAGGACGACUUGCCGACCGAAUACGAUGUGGUCGUCGUAGGAACAGGUAUGACCGAGUCCAUCGUCGCCGCGGCGGCAAGCAGGAUCGGCAAAAAGGUUCUACACCUGGACAGCAAUGAAUAUUAUGGAGGUCUUUGGGCUACAUUUAAUUUUGAUGGCUUACAAAAAUGGAUAGAAGAUUUAAAAACAGCUAAGAAUAACACUAGAAAUAUAAAUAUUGAUUUGGAAGAGGGUGAAAAAUUUUUAAAGGCUAGUGAUCAAUAUUCUACGGUUGAGAAUAUUGGAGAAACCUGGUAUAUUUACAAUGAGGCAGAUUUGCCUGAUGUUUCCUCAAAAGAUACCCAAACUGAGAGUUCUGGAGAUAGCGCCGCAGCCGAAAAUGCGGAAAAGACUGAUCAGGACAAAGCUGACAAGAAAGAUAAUGAAACAAUGAAACAAUGGAGCAUAGACCGUAUAAAAAAAGAAUAUAGAAGAUUUAAUAUUGAUCUGGCACCUAAACUAUUAUUUGCCCGUGGCGAAUUAGUGGAACUGUUAAUUUCUAGCAACAUUGCACGUUAUGCCGAAUUCCGUGCAGUUUCUAGGGUUGCUACUUAUAUGGAUGGUAAACUUACGCAAGUUCCUUGCUCUCGAGCCGAUGUAUUUGCGAAUAAAACUGUUAGCGUGGUCGAGAAGAGAAUGUUGAUGCAACUUCUAACAUCUUGCAUGGAACAAGGUGCCGAUAGUCCAGAGUUUGAUGGUUUCCGUGAUAAAACAUUCUUAGAAUAUCUUAAUACAAAAAAUCUUACACCUAUAGUACAGCAUUAUGUUGUACAAGCUAUUGCAAUGGCAACGGACAAAACAUCAUGUAGAGAUGGUGUUAAUCGUACGAAACAUUUUCUCAAUAGUCUUGGACGUUAUGGAAAUACACCCUUCUUAUGGCCUAUGUACGGAAGCGGGGAACUGCCUCAAUGCUUUUGCAGACUAUGUGCAGUCUUUGGCGGAGUUUAUUGCUUAAAAAGACAAUUAGACGGUGUGGUAGUUAAUGAAGAUAAAUGUAAAGCUAUUAUUACUGGAAAACAGCGAUUAGCUUUGGAGCAUUUAGUUGUAGGACAAGGACACUUGCCACCAGAGAUUGUAGCCUCCGAAGGAGAAAAUCAAAUUUCGCGCGGAAUUUUUAUCACCGAUAGGUCUAUUAUGCAAGGCGAAAAAGAAAGUCUAACUCUUUUGUACUAUCCACCAGAAGAACAAGGUCAAGAACCUGUUACUCUAAUUGAAUUGGGACCAUCCACCAAUGCUUGUCCUCAAGGAUUGUUCAUGGUUCAUAUGACAUGUAAACGUACUAAGAAUGCAAAGGAAGAUCUGGCAUAUGUCGUGAAUAAGUUCCUGAGAGCUGAACCAUUUGAUUCCACCAAUGCUUUACGUAAUUCUUCUCAUACCCAAACGGUUUCUCCUGAUAAACGACAUCUUCAGAUUGAUCAAAAAGAAAAGGAAGAAAGUGAAUAUCCACUACCUCGAGUAUUAUGGUCCUUGUAUUUGAAUUUACCUGCAAGCGAUAUUAAAUUAAGCAACUCUGCGCCGAGUAACAUACACUUAUGUUCUGGACCAGAUCUUGAACUUGAUUUCGAUUUUGCCGUGAACCAGGCUAAGAAUAUUUUUGAGUCUAUGUACCCGGAUGAAGAUUUUCUACCGCGUGCACCUGAUCCAGAGGAAAUCGUUUUGGAAGGCGAUGAAACACCAGGUCCGAAAUUCGAGGGUGGUGAGCCUGCAGAAGGUGAAGAAAAGCAAGACGUUGAAAAGGCCGAAAAAGAAGAAUGAAUAAUUAUGAUACAAUGCUUUUGCGUCUCCAAUAUGGAAGAGAAGAUAAGGCUUUUGCGCCUUUAGUGUCUUUUACCUUUAUCAUUAUUGCAUUUCCUUAUAAAACGUAUAAAAUUAAACAUAUUUAAAAAAAAAGAAAAAUUAAAACCAUGAGAUACCAUGUGAGACAGUAAUAACAAGGAGAAAUUUCACUUGUCACAGAUAUUUAUCUUGUUUUGUGUUAUUCAUACACGUUUUUCGUCUAUUCAGAAUAUUUUCAUCAUUGAAUUACGUAUCUCCGAUUUAUCUCACGCCAAUAUAGAUAAGACAGUUUUGCAUUUCACAAUUUAUUUAUAAUGUGAGCAGAUAGUAUUAUGCUUUUGUAAGGACACAGACUCGUUAGGAGAGCACAAAUGCGUUUACCAAAGUAAAUAUAAAUUUAUUAUGUAUUUAUUAGGUUCACAUUUUUUAAUAUUAUUAUUUUUAUAUAUAUUAAUAAUUCUUUUUGUGGAAUUGAACGCAUAUUACAUAAAAAAAAAAUUCAGAUGCAUUUUGAAAUCCAUUCUAAGUAGACAUAGCGCUAUCAUUAGAUUCAAGAUAUACAUAUGCUACAGAUCACAACAAUAUUGGUAGAAAUGAUAAAAAUACAAAAAUAUGGCUUCACGCUUUUAUACUUUAAUAGAUAUUAAUAGUACACUGCAAUUAUAUAUAAUGUAUUGUAUGUGCACGAGUCAUUUAGAUAAUUGUCAUUAUGUAUGAGAUUGAUAGUUUGUAUUAUGUACAUUAUACAUAAAUGAAUAUGUUAGCUUCAAU
Molecule: messenger RNA, 2864 nt
Organism: Formica exsecta
Lineage: Eukaryota; Metazoa; Arthropoda; Insecta; Hymenoptera; Formicidae
Gene: Rep
Product: rab proteins geranylgeranyltransferase component A 1
Exons: 11
Coding region: 276-2072 (598 amino acids)
Biological process (GO): small GTPase-mediated signal transduction; vesicle-mediated transport; intracellular protein transport
Cellular component (GO): nucleus; Rab-protein geranylgeranyltransferase complex; cytosol
Molecular function (GO): GDP-dissociation inhibitor activity
Source: RefSeq, a predicted model, not a curated record